This is a messenger RNA of Carica papaya (papaya), 2145 nucleotides long. It is a transcript of the gene SDE5, whose product is annotated as silencing defective 5. The record is from RefSeq and is a predicted model, not a curated record. Lineage: Eukaryota; Viridiplantae; Streptophyta; Magnoliopsida; Brassicales; Caricaceae.
CUCCUCCUCCUACCCCACUCUGUUUCUUGACUCUUCCUUCUCCGAGAAGCAUAUCGCGGAGAUAGCGACGACAAACAGGAUCUCUCUCAUUCAAUCCGUCACUUCUCAAUGUAAAUCCUCCCUCUCAGAGUCUAUCGGGAAUAUCCGUUGAUCAGUUUUUCAAUCGCAUUAUCAAAUUUUAAUCCGUGGCUCAUCUGAGCUUGAUACUGUGGUUAGCAGGUACAAAAUGCAAAAAGCUGAAAUCACUACGCAGUGUGAUAUUGACGAUGGGAGUUUGGAAAUGUUGCUUGAAGUUUUCGGAUCUCAGUUUCAUCUUGAGGAUAUAGCCACUGCUUACUGUCAAGCAAGCUGCAACGUUGGUGCAGCUGCUGAAAUUCUUUCUGCAAUGACUGGGAGUUCUUCCGCAGAUAAGUUACAGAGUGCAAAUAUAAUAUCCUCGAGACUACCAUCUGGGGUUGAUGUCGCAAGUCUAGUGACUCCAGAACUGUCUGAUAGUUUUGUUCAGAAGCCACAUCACAGAGAGAACUCUGCCAGAGCAUUGAAGUCAAAGAGAUGUUCUGCAUCAAUGGGCACUGUUUCAGGAGUGAUUGGGACGGCCUAUACCAGGUCCAGACCGUUGCCAAAUAAAUCUUGUGAAGUAACCAAACCAGUAAAAAUAAAUUCAAAAGAAUUGCCAGUCACUGCGAUAUGGAGCGAAGAAGUUUCACCACUUAAGACAGCAUGUAAUGGCGCAAUGCACACUGAUGUUGAGGACUUCCUUUUUAAAAUGCUUGGAGAAGGCUUUCAACUUGACAUGAGUGUUAUCCGUGAAGUUCUUGGCCUUUGCGGGUAUGAUUUACAAAAGAGUAUGGAGAAACUUCUUGACUUAUCAGCAUCAUCCAUGGAGAACAAUGACACUCUUGAAAGUGCAGCCAUUGAGAGGUCUACAGGAAAACGUCCAGCACAGGAGCCAAUUUUAUAUCAAGCAGAGCUGCAACACCAAGUUUCUGCUCAAAGUGAUGAAGCUCAAUUUGCGGCAAGAAACUUAACCAAUUCAUCAAAAAUACAAAAGGAUAGAGUUGACCUUCAGAAAGAAGUUCUAGAAGCAUUGUUUACUGUUCCAGAAAGAUCUGAGGAAGUGCCCAAGAAAAACCGCACAUUUAGAGAAGUGAAGAGAUCUAGAGCAUUUAGUCAAUUGGCUGUUGAACCUUUGAAACAAACCACUCAAGAACUUAAAAUUGCUGCUGUGGAACAACAAGAUGUGCCUAAAGAUGAUGUUGAAGAUGAUGAAAAUAGCUAUGAGGCACUUCGUAAGGCCAUGAAGGAAUAUUUGGUUACAAUGAGAGAGUACUAUAAAGCAGCUGUUGAUUCAUUUUUAAAGUGUGAUCAUGCACGGGCAAACAAACUUAUGGAGCAAGGACACUUUUUCAAGCAGAAAGCUAGUGAAGCAAAUGAUAAAUCUGCUGAAAAGAUCUGCACAGCCAGGAAUGAUGAACCAAUGUCUCUCGACCUGCAUUAUCUUGAACCAAAGCAAGCAGUUCGGCUACUUAGGGUUCAUUUAACUACUCUCUCCGGCAUCGCAACUAUUAAGUACCUUAGGGUCACAGUGGAGACCAAUGAGGAAGAUACCAGCAAAGGGGCUCGGAAACGACUGAUUAUGAAGCAGCUACAGAAGGAAUCCAUUGAUUGGACUGAAGAAGAGGAUGGCCGCAAGAUGCUGAUUCGGGUUGAUGUGAUCAACCCAGAUCGUCUGAGUUUUGCCAAGAAUAAGUCAAAUUAAGAAAGUGUGAUAUUUUAACGGCAUUUAUUAGCUCAGUCGAUCAUUUUCUCUCUACACGGAGUUACCGAUAUAGUCAAUGGAAUGCCCCUUGACAAUGCCGGGGGGUUUAAGUGGAAAAACGAAAAAAAAAAAUCAAAACUUAAAACUUUCAAAGGAGGGUUAGUGAUAAUUCUGUCUAGUGAUUAGACGAGUAUGCCGAUUUUCCAUGGAAGAAAUUGCUUAAGGUUAGAAAUGCCGACGUCAAUGGUUUGACUCAUUCUUUCAUCCAUUGUGGAUCUUUAAGAGUCCUAAACUAGUUGAAAUUGCUUAAGGAGAAUUGAAGUGUUUCACAAUUGUGAUGACUAGGCUUUAGUUACCCCCAUAAUUAUAAUGUGAAUUUUUGAAUA